AUGGCAGUGGAAUGGGCCGAUCUGGUCACUCUCGACUUGUCUAAAUUCGACCAGCCUGGUGGGAAGGAUGCACUCGCCAAGCAACUCUUCGAGGCAUUGCAGACCAUUGGGUUUUUCUAUAUAGUAAACUUUGGUCUGACUCAGGAACAAGUCGACCGUCAGUUCUCCAUUGGAAAGUCGGUCUUCGAGCUUCCUUUUGAGGAGAAAUUGAGAUAUCGUGCCAACUUGGAAGAAGGCGGAUACAAUGGUUACAAACCUCUUGGGCUUCGAGAGGUUUCGCCCGGCAUCUUUGACAACACUGAGAUAUACAACAUCCCCAAGUUUAUCCCAGCUCUCGAACGUUCCCACCCCGAAAUAAUCAACGCCCACAAAUCCGAAAUCGAACAUUUUGGCCGUCACAUCCACAAUGAAGUUGUGAAGAAACUCCUGGUUCUUUUCGCAAUUGUUUUGGAACUGCCUGAGGAUUACUUUGUAGUUCGUCAUCGUUACGACGAAGCGGUAUCAGACUGUCACCUUCGAUACAUGAAAUAUCAUGCGCGCGACGCCGAAACCAACGCAAAGUUGGACAAUGUGUGGGUAAAGGGACAUACCGACUUUGGAAGUAUGACAUUGCUCUUCCGCCAACCCGUAGCGGCACUCCAGGUCCGCGGCCCGGAUGGUGGCUGGAAGUGGGUGAAGCCAUACGAUGGGAGCAUUACAGUAAAUGUAGCCGAUGCGCUGCAGUUUCUAACCAACGGCUUCCUCAAGAGUAGCAUCCACCGAGUUGUUGUGCCUCCUCCAGACCAGGUCAACACCAACAGGCUUGGCGUCUUAUACUUUGUUCGCCCUGAGGACGAUCUGGUGUUGAGGCCUGUGGAGAGCCCCGUGCUUGAGAGACUCGGAUACGGACCCACCGAAGAAUCCAAGGUGAUAUCAGGCAUCACGGCCGGGGAGUGGGUCAAGGCGCGGGUCCGUGCCGGUGUCAACCGCAACAAGCAGGCUCGAAGUGAAAUCUCAGAGCAAGAGAUUUUCAAGGGUGUGAAGGCAAAAUAUUUUGAUUAG
This is a messenger RNA of Geosmithia morbida, 1041 nucleotides long. RefSeq names its product Isopenicillin N synthase. The transcript is spliced from 2 exons. Gene Ontology annotation, molecular function: dioxygenase activity. The coding region runs from base 1 to 1041 and encodes 346 amino acids. NCBI's taxonomy places the organism in Eukaryota, Fungi, Ascomycota, Sordariomycetes, Hypocreales, Bionectriaceae. The record is from RefSeq and is a predicted model, not a curated record.